CCGAGCGGGAGUCGCCGCCGGCAGUGUCCGUGACCGGUCAGCUCGGAGUCAGUGCGCCGGGCCGCCAUGGGCGGCGGUAAGCCGCUGCAGUGGGUGCUGCGCCGCGGCCGGCCCGGCCGGCGGCCCACCGCCGGCAGCGGCACGGCCAGCGGCGGCAGCACGCCGCCGCCGGGAACCAUCAAACCCUUCACACAGGCCUCGCUGGAACGGCUCGAGACCAGGACGGCCGAGGCCCGCAAGCACUUUGGCGUGCUGCCGCGCCGCAACGCGCGCCUGCAGGAUGGCUCUGUGCUGCCCACCAAGUUCUCGCCGUUCCCGACUCACAUGUACGGCCGGCCGCUGGAGGAAUUCGACCAGUUCAUAUUCGAGGAGGUAAGUUCGCGUACUGCCACCGGCAGCGUAUCCUGUAUAAGUGUAUGGUCCGCCGUCUGAAACGCAUCACCUCGUUCAUCACGGCGUCCUGGUAAGUAAAAGUCUUGGUGGCUCGACAUGAAAAUUAUGCGACGGCCGCUGUAACGUGUACAAGUCACACCAUUCUCAUCAGAUCUGCAUCUGGACAGCAGGUUCCACACAUGACCUGUUGCGGCGCCGGGGGCGUCGGCUAGCGCUCACCCGUUCCCGUGCGCUGCGUCUCGGGCCGUCAGCGUGACGUCACGGCGUCAUCGGGCGGCGUCACUCGGUCAUCGGGCGGCGCCGAUCCGUCAGCGGGCCCGCCCCGACGGCGGCCGCCACUUCUGGUGCUGUCGCCCGUCGGGCUAGCCUUUCUGUGUCCGCAAAUCAAUGACAGCGGUAAUAGCCGGUGGCAUGGAGCCGCCAGUGCUGGCCGCCACUCGCCAGGGAUACGGGAACGGACGGCGGCACGGGAACGGCGGACACCGACACCGGCGGCGGCACGGGAACGGCGGACACCGACACCGGCGGCGGCACGGGAACGGCGGACACCGACACCGGCGGCGGCACGGGAACGGCGGACACCGACACCGGCGGCGGCACGGGAACGGCGGACACCGACACCGGCGGCGGCACGGGAACGGCGGAUACCGACACCGGCGGCGGCACGGGUACGAACAUGGACACUCAGAGCGACACAGCACGGGCAACGAUACCAGAACCGAGAGCGACACGACACCAGACAGUAGCAACAUCGCACAGCCCUGCAACGGUCUUUGCACCGGUACCGGUAACACGGGCGCCGACAUGCUACCGGCGCAGACAGCGACACAGACACAGGCACCACGGCACCGGCCGAAACAACGACACCAACACCAGCACCACCGAUAGCACCGGCAACAACAGGAACACUGACAGCAACACAACAACUAACGCCAGGGUCACUGUCACAGGCACCGACCCCGACGGUGGAAUCAAUGUGGCAUUGUGGCAUAGUGCUGCGGCAAUACAGUAUACUGCAGGGGCUCUCCAGGGACCCUUCAGGGAAAGUUCAGUCUAGCUAGUUGGUCGGCCCGACUGUGUAGUGUUUACAGUCAUGCAAAUAGUUUUGGUGUCGUCUGUGUAAAACAUAUCACAGCGACUUUCAAACAAGGCCAUUAGUGUUGUACCAGGCUUCAGAUACAGGUUCUUGCAGAUGGAACCGUAGAUGAAAAUUUAUUCAUUGUGUCUUUAUUAUACGGAUACAUUUAUGAGUACUUCUGAACGGACCGCUUAAUGUUUUCUACAUGUUCUUUUUAUGGCGCGAUUCAUGAACCGAUAUAUUCGCAUGCAUUGUGCUAAAAAUGAGCCUGCCUUGAUUUAUGUAACAAUGAGUGAGAUGCUCUGCAGAAAAGAAUGACAGCUGUCUGACCAAUAAUGAUAAUUGAUAAAUAAUGUGGAUAGUAUUGUACAUUCUAUGUCUCCACGUCUUCCACUAAAAUAUACCGCCACCCACGGCACGCAUCCAA
Molecule: messenger RNA, 1898 nt
Organism: Amphibalanus amphitrite
Lineage: Eukaryota; Metazoa; Arthropoda; Thecostraca; Balanomorpha; Balanidae
Product: sodium channel protein 60E-like
Exons: 2
Coding region: 67-432 (121 amino acids)
Source: RefSeq, a predicted model, not a curated record